AUGGAAUUUAAUAAAGAUGAGGCGGCUAGGGCUAGAGAUAUCGCAAAAACGAAGUUUUUAGCGGAUGAUUUAAUGGGAGCGAGGAGGUUCGCUCUGAAGGCUCAGAGUAUGUAUCCCGAACUGGAGGGAAUCUCUCAGAUGGUGGCCACAUUCAAUGUUCUUGAAUCUGCCAAGAAGAUAACACAUGGAGAGAUAGAUUACUAUGGGGUUAUUGGUGUGAGUCCUGAAGCUGACGACGAGACAGUGAGGAAAAGUUACAAGAAGUUGGCUGCUUUGAUUCAUCCGGACAGGAACAAGACGGUAGGUGCAGAGGAAGCCUUUAAGUUUCUCUCGCAGGCUUGGGUUGUCUUCUCUGACAAGGCAAAGAGAGCUGAGUAUGACUUGAAGAGGCACAAAGGAAGAGGUGCUUCGUCUUCAUCAUCACCAAAGCCUCCAAACAAUUCUGCUCAGAGAGUUGUCAACACAAGUGUUAACCCUCCUGCUGCUCUGGCUACUCCUUUAACUGAUGGUGGUGGAACGUUUUGGACGGUUUGUCACACUUGCAAGACACAAUACGAGUAUCCUCGUACUUACAUGAAGCGGAACCUCAAGUGUCACAACUGUAAUAGGCCGUUCAUCGCUGUGGAAACGGAUGCUCCAGGUUCAAGCUCGAUCCUGAAGCCCUUUAACGAGCACGAGUUAAAGAAAAGCAUGAGCACUCCUACUCAUGAUCCUCCACAGACCGGAGCACCAAAAGACGAGGUUGUGCGUAGAAAGUAUAACAAAAGAGCGGCUGGUGGUUCUUUAACUAAUGCUCCGAAGAGAAGAAAGGUUAAGGAGAAUGGUUUUGCUGCUAACUCCAACACUGUGAAAGACUUGUCUGAGGAGGAUGUAAAGAAUCUUCUGACGAAGAAAGUUAAACCACUAAUCAGCAGAAAGCUUCAAGAGCUAUGCAACGCAGUUCCUGAAACUGUUGCAGUUGACUCAAGCGAUAUACCAAUGGAAACUCAAGCUGCAUUGGAAGCCCUUGAGUCCAUGCUCAUGGACUCCAUUCCGGACACUUUAGUCACUGAUGAGGAUGUGAUGGUGGAUGUCCCUAACCCAGAUUUCUGCGACUUUGAUAAAGAUAGAAGUGAAGAGUCGUUCGCUGAUAACGAGAUAUGGGCUUGUUAUGACUCCGUAGAUGCGAUGCCAAGAUCCUAUGUCAUGGUAAGUAAAGUCAUCUCUGCUGAUCCAUUCAAGGUGAGUAUGGUUCGUCUUACUUCAGAGACAAGCAAUGAGGUUAGCUUAACAAACUGGCUUGGUUCUGGUAUUGAGAAAACUUGUGGAGGUUAUAGAGAAAAGAAGACUCAAAUCUGCAAGUCUCCUUACGUAUUCUCACACAAGGUGAAGCUGGUCCAAGGCAACAAUGGAGAGUUUCUUAUCUAUCCAAGAAAAGGCGACGUGUGGGCUAUGUACCGCAACUGGUCUCCUGAGUGGAGCUAUGUCAAAGAGAGCGUGGAGUAUGAUCUUGUUGAAGUCGUUGAAGGAUACACAGAGGAGUUUGGUGUAUCAGUGGUUCCUUUGAUUAAGGUUGCUCGUUUCAGAUCUGUGUUUCAUCAUCAUGUGGAUGCCAAUGAAGUGAGAAGGAUCUUCAAGGAUGAGAUUGCCAGGUUCUCUCAUCAGAUACCGUCUUACUUGCUCACUGGGAAUGAAGCAGCCGAUGCACCUAGAGGUUGCACACAGCUUGACCCUGCAGCAACACCGUCAAAGCAUCUUCAAGUUAUUAUUGGUUAG
Molecule: messenger RNA, 1755 nt
Organism: Microthlaspi erraticum
Lineage: Eukaryota; Viridiplantae; Streptophyta; Magnoliopsida; Brassicales; Brassicaceae
Source: the annotation of a GenBank genome assembly